Messenger RNA from Rotaria sp. Silwood2, 1110 nucleotides. Lineage: Eukaryota; Metazoa; Rotifera; Eurotatoria; Philodinida; Philodinidae. The record is from the annotation of a GenBank genome assembly.
AUGGGUGUUUUGAAUGAUCCGAUUUAUCGACCAUUAUCAAGUAAGAUUUGUUUUCUUUUAGUAAAUAAUCUUAUUCCUUGCUUUUGUUUAGUAACAUAUAUUGAAUAUCAAGAAGGAGAUAAAAUUGGUUUUAUUUUGGCAUGGUUUUCCAUGCUACCAUUUAUUUAUAUUGUUUCUCUAUGUACAUUAAUUCUAUUUCGACGCGACAUACAAACGAUAAUGUAUUUCGGUGGUUUUUGUGUAUCAGAAGUAAUCAUCANAACAUUAUUUAUACGAAUUCCAUCAAAUAGUCCCUCAGUUUAUUCAAUUUAUCGUUUGUUUCCAUUACCAGUAGUUACUAAUGAUAAUAAAUAUAUUUAUUCUGAUCUUCCAAAAACCAUAGGACUUAAUUCUGUUGAACAAACAUUAAUUAUGUGGAACAAUCAAUUUAAUAACAAUAAAUGCACAUUCUCACCUAUCGCUUUAUGUCACAUUACAUCUAUUUCAAUGUCAUUAUUGUCAUCGUCAUGUCUAUCUCAAUUAUUUGACGAUUACCACUCUGUUUCAAGUAUGUGUCAAGUAAGUCGAACACAAAAUAUUGAAAAAGCCGUAUUACGCAUUGAUGAUGGACUGUGGCUAUUUUAUAAUACGAAUCGUACAUUUUACUGUCAAGUUUAUUCGAAUCUAUUUCAAUUGACUGAAACUAUGUCAAUUGAUGCACCAGCCAUUGUACGUAUACCGUGUCAUAAGACAAAGAUAUGUCCGGAUUUUCAAUUACCUACCACAACGUGUAAAACAAAUCGAAUUAUCGUCACACCUGGUUUUGAGUUUAAUGUUAUAAAUUUACCUCAAUUUGUCGUGCCAAUUAAAAAAAUGGCACAAACGGUUAUGUCACUUCAUCAUAUACAGCUAGAGAAAUCAAUCAAAGAAUUGAUAUCGACUUUCUCAUUAAAACAAUCAAAUUUUCAAGACACACUUCGUGAAUUUGCAUUGUACAUUUUAUCCGGUGUAUGUUGCAUCUUCAUCAUGAUCUUCUUCUAUAUAUUCAAAUUAAUCAAAUAUAAAGUACUAAAACCAAUAAACAAUCUUGAUUGUCAAGUUCAAGGCAUUGUUAACUUUUCAUUUCCAUGA